Molecule: messenger RNA, 1513 nt
Organism: Sclerotinia trifoliorum
Lineage: Eukaryota; Fungi; Ascomycota; Leotiomycetes; Helotiales; Sclerotiniaceae
Source: the annotation of a GenBank genome assembly
AGGUUGAGUCAAUUGCGGGUAGCUAAUGAAAUAUGUUGAAACCAAUUUCCCAGCCAUUUUCAAAGAUGCAUUCCAACUCCACCAAAACCAUCUUUUUAAGAAAAAACGCAAGCAGCUCCCGUACAUUCUAAGCUUUUGGUUCAUAUCUUACUUGUUUGUCAACUUUUGCAACCUGCGGGGAUGUCCAGAGUCAGCAUUCUGCAGGAGAAGCUCGAAAGCUAGCGCUUGAUUACUUGGUGGAGCGUCUGAUUUCAGGCAGCUAAGUAAAGCUCAAGUAGGAUUUAAUUCCUCUACAUAAAUAUUAGUGAACAACCUUCGUCAAUUAAUUUGGGAUUGCUCUUACUCUUAAUACAUCAUGGUUUAUCUGAAGAAUGCAGUAUAUGCUUUCGCGGCUCAUAUCUUCCUCGGAAGUCCUAAAAACCCUCUAGAAGACGCUGCAUCUUCUUCAUGCACUAAGACCAUACCUCCUGAUAUCACUAUUGGGCAACCCAAAAAUAUAUCAAUCAUAAGUUCGAAUGUCACUCGAUCCUAUCUCAUCGUCGUUCCACCUCUUUAUACAACCCAGAACUUGACUCCUGUCAUUUUUUCUUUCCAUGGAGGUAAUCGAAAUGCAUCAGAACAACUCACUCUCGACCAAAUAUCAUAUCCAGAAUUUAACAAUUUCUCCAUAACCAUUUAUCCUCAAGGCGUGAAGGUAAGAUUAUUUCUCAAGGCUGAGCCCUAGAUUGACAAUAUUAGGGAAAGUGGGAAGGUGAUCCUGGAAACACAGCAAACGACACCCAGCUUGUCAGCGACAUAAUUGACAGCCUUAACGCAACCUACUGUGUAGACUCCAAACGCAUCUGGGCCACUGGUAAAUCCGAUGGAGGGGGUUUCUGUAAUACCCUAGCCUGCCAUCCAAUUCUCUCCACCAAAAUCGCUGCAUUCGCACCUGUUUCCGGCGCGUUCUAUAUCGAUACUCAACCCUGCCAUCCGCACAACGUCACAAUACCAUGUUCCCCGGGGCGUUCUAAAAUCCCUAUGCUUGAAUUCCAUGGCGGAAACGACUCGACAAUUCAUUAUGAGGGACAAGCUAAUCGAUCCGGUGAAUGUAUACCAAGUAUUCCGCAUUGGGUGCGUGAGUGGGCUUUGAGGGACAAAUUGGGUUUGGAAAAUGUUACGACUGUUUUGACAAAUGAUACGGUUAUAUAUAAUUAUGGAAAGGGGGAUGAGGAGGGCUUGGUAAAACAUGUUUUUGAUAGGAACCUGGGACAUGAUUGGCCGAGUACGGUGUUAAAUGAUGAUUUGAUUGGACAUGGAGAGGGACCGGCAAGUUUUAAUGCUACGCCGAUUAUUUUGGAUUGGUUUCAGAAACAUAUUUUACCAUAGUUGGUAGAAAUGGAUUUACCGUUUAUCAUCAAGGAUUAUGUAUGUGGUAGAUGAAAGAGCGACGGUGCGGUUUCUAAAAAAUGCUUGUUUCUGAGUACAUUGAGAUUCCAAUCUAAUUGUGACAAAAAUAGCAGUUGUCAAGUAC